Messenger RNA from Cinara cedri, 11398 nucleotides. The record is from the annotation of a GenBank genome assembly. Lineage: Eukaryota; Metazoa; Arthropoda; Insecta; Hemiptera; Aphididae.
AUGGCUUCAGUUCUCAAGAAGCAGAUUUUAAAACAACUAGCAAGGUGAGUAAAAAAAUUAUGUUCAUGUAUGUAAUUUAUUGACUAAAUUCUGUUAAAAAUAUACAAUUAAAAUUUAGGUUCACCAAGGGUCUGAAAGAAGAGGAUAUUAAUUUAAGUACGUUUAAAGGAGAAGGUGAAUUAACAUCUUUGGAGCUCGAUGAAAAUGCUUUAAUGGAUGUAUUAGAUGUACCAUAUUGGGUACGAAUUACCAGCGCCAAGUGUGAUCGAGUAUUUUUUCAGGUUCCGUUCAUGGCUAUCAAGAAAGUUCCUAUGUCCUUGGUAAUAAAUUUAUGAUAUUUGAAACUAGUUCUUACAAUAUCCUGUAAAAUGAGUGUUAGCGUUAACAGAUCAUUUUCUGCCAUAAAUUGGCAACAUUUGUUCAGUUAACACAAAAACAGGCACUUUAUGGAACAUUGUAAGGACUGCCUUUUAUAGUAUACAUUAAACAAUAUAAAAAGUUGAAUACAUAAUAUUACUGUAUUAUUAACUAACAAAUUUAAUUAUAUAAUAGAAAUAUUUGAUUAAUUUAUUAUGAGCAUUUUAAUGUACACAGAAUUAUUAAAAUUAUACUUCAUUUUCAGGAUGUGAUUAAUGAUUAUCCUAUUUUUAUAAAAAUUAAGUGUUCUGAUCGAUUUAUUAAUUCAUUUUAAAUUAUUAUUUCAUUUAUGUACUAGAUUAUUAGACAAAUUAAGAACUUAUUAUUUAGUGUGUAUGCAUUUAUGUAAUUUAAAUGUAUACAUAAAAUUAAUUAUAAAUUAUUAAUUUUUCCAUAUAUUUCGUAAAUUGCAAAAGAUUAUUAAUACUUGUCAUUUGUAUAUAUUUUAAAGACUUUAGAUAAAGUAUCUGUUGAAAUUGAAACUUGUGAUAAUGUGGAAUCUAUGGCAAUGCGGGAAAAUGUACAAACUGUACAACCAGGAAAAUACAAAUUUAUUAAUCAAGUUAUUGAUGGUAUGACAAUACAAAUUAAUGAAGUCAAUAUAACUUUUAGAGAUCCUGUUUUUUAUGCUUCAGUUCAGGUAAUAUUUUUAUGUUAUGAAACAUUUGAAAAAUACUGUAAUACACGCAUAAAUAUAUUUAAUUUAUGAUAAUAAUACCAAAUUUAAAAAAUCUUUAACAUUGCAUUUAAAUGAAAUACUUGUUUAGAUUUUAAAAAUAUUAGUACAAUCAAAGUCUCCCAAUUGGGAGUCAACAAAUCUUAAGACAACAAGACUAAAAAAUGAACAGAAAACUCAAAUAUUGAUUUUUAAAGAACUUACUUGGCAGAUGAUAAGAAUUGAAUUAUAUUCUACUAAUGAUCGAAAAAAACCUCCAAUCAAAUUGUUUACAAAUGACAUAAUAUGCAGAUUAACUAUAAAAAAGAGACUUUCAGGUAUCUAGAUAUUUAAUUUUAAUUGUAUUAAAUAAAAUGCAAAACUGUUUAUUUUAUAGAUUGUUUUAUUUUGGGAUGCAAGUUAGCAGUUCUAAUUGAAGAAUUAUUAUGUGUUUUUACCGAUUCUCAAAUGAAAGCUGCACUUCAUUAUAUAGAUUCAUUAGCUGGUGUUGUUAAAAAAUCUACAGAUCUUUCUCGCAAGAAGAAAGCUGUUAGAAAGUUAGAAGUAAUUACUAUUUAUUUUAUUAUAUUUGUAUAUCUUUUAAAAUGAUCUGUACAUAAGUAAAUUAUUUUUAGUGUUUGCCUGAAUAUCAAGCCCAAUUAGAUCAGGAAAAAAGAGGAAAAUUUGUAUCAAAUUCUAAAAGUUCAUGUCUAUUUAGUUUUCAUGAUGUAAUUGAAACAUCUUAUCAUUUUGUUGCACAAAAAAUUAAUCUUCAUCUUAGUGAUGAUCCUGGAAGUGAGUUAUGGCAGAUAAUCCUACUGGUUUAAAUUUUAAUAUUUUUAUUCUUUUAGGUCGAUCAUUGCAUCCAGAUUUAGAAAAAGGAGGUUCUAUACAAAUUGAAGUAACAUGUUUUCAAAUUGAUCUAUAUCCUUAUCAUUUAGCUGAUAGUGAUAGAUUACAUUGGGGUCUAUACAAGAAAGCUAGUUCAUCAUUUUUUCAGUGGCUCAAAGAUUCUCAGUGUGAAUUUUGGGAUAAUUUUUGUACAAUUGUACGAGAUAAUUUCCAAAUUGUUGAUACUCAAAAAGGAAACAUUACUAAAUAUUUAAAAGCUCAAUAUUCAAAACUAAUGACAAGCUGUACAGUUUUAAGAAUGUCUGAUUUUACUGUCUUUAGAGUACAGUCUGGAAGAAAACAAGAGCAAAUUGCUUUUAUUAAAGGUAUUGUAAAGUAAAAUAUAAUUAUAAGCUUUUUUUUUUUUUGAUAGAAAAGUCAAAUGUGAUUUUUAAUUUUUUACAGCUUAUAAACAAUUUUUCUACUAAAAAUCUUCCUUUGAUAGAAUCUUUUCUAAAAGCAAAUUUUGAAUAAUUGGUGCAUUGGGGACUGGGAGGUAGUGUUUUUUAAAUAUAGACCUGGCAUUUUUGACAGAAUUUACAGUGGUAAUAAAAAAAGUUGGGUGUAUGUAGUGAUUUUUUUUAUAAUUAAAUAAAAUAACUUAAAUUACAGCAUUUCAAAAUGUAUUUAAAUGAACCUCAUUCAAAAUUAGUGUUCAUUACAAUUGAUUUAUCUUUGCAUACUAAUAUAAAUGAAAUUAUCUUAUAUAUUAUAUUUUCCAAAAUUCCCACUUUAAAUAGUGGUAUACUCGUAGCAGUAUCAAUUCUUCUAGAUCCUGGUUAUAGAGUGAAGCGAGGAAUGUAUUGGUUUUACCAUGUGUGCUUAUUUAUUUUUUAUGUUUAUGUUUACAAUUUUUCUACCAGAAAUCUUGAUCAAUCGAAAAAUAAAAAUAAAACUUUUUUAGCAUUUAUGAUGUAGUUAGUAAAUUAGGAAGGUCAACCUUUGAUUUUUAAAGUAAUUUUUAUAAUAAUUAGAAAAAAUGGACAAUUUUAUGAUAAUAAACUUUUUUAUUAUUGAUUUUGUUUUUCUACCAAAUCUUAUUCUGAAUUCCUAGAGUAACGUCUUUUUGAAAAAUAUUUUAUCUACUUGGUGCAGUAAUGGGCUGUUUAGUUUCCAUGUAGUUUUCUAUUAGUAAUUUGCAAAAAAACUUUUGCAAAUAUUGUGAAUUUUACAAAAUUAACGGUUUUAUAAUUUUUGAUUUAGUUCUUUUUGUUGUAAUUCAGUUAAAAGUAAUUGUAGAGACCAGAAAUUUGGUCAAUCUUCUUAAUAUAUUGAUCUUUUCUAGACAUGGUUAUUUUUACAUUAUUCUAUCAAUUUUUAAGUUAUUUUGUCAUUUGACAUCUUCGAGAAUUUUAGAUUUUAUUAAGCUUUGUGAUAAAAUUGCUUGCUUUCACCAUACAGAAAACUUUGUAAAUUUAUUGAGGUUCAUUUUAAGUUUUAUUUAAUUGUAAAACAAGUUGAGGAUAAUGUCUUUAUUUAUUUAUAAGCAUUUUUAAUUUAAAUAAUUUUGAUGAAAAUUUUAAAAAUCUCAGCAUGUCAAACAUGUUUAACUGAACUUCACUCAGAAUGUUAUGGCAUAUUAUUAGUUAUUACCAUUGAUUUAUUAUUGUGUACAGAUAUAAAUAAAAUAACUUAAUUUAUCCUACCUCAUAAUUCCCCACCUAUUACAGUGGCAUACCUAUCAGUAGUAUCAACUUUUUUUUUAAUUUUUAAUUUUUAACUAGUAUGAUUACACAUUUUAUAAUUUGUAUUUUAUGUUUUAGGGGAUAAAGAACGUCAUAAAUUACCUCAUGAUUCUAAAAUAAUACAUGCAGAAUUUACAUAUUAUUACUAUCCUGGAGAUGUUGGAUUUCCAUGCAAGUUAAAUUUAAAUAUAUUUUUAUUAUAAUGUAAAACAAAUAUAAUAUUUAAUGAUUUAUAUAUUUUAGUGCCUCCUUCAAAGUUUUAUGCGCAAUUAAAUCCAGUUCAAAUGAAUUUUGAUGCACUAACAGUAUUAUGGUUAAAUACCUUUGUGUUGAAUGUUUAUAAAUCACUAAUGACUACUAAUGUGGCAAAUCAAGAUCAUUUAGGCAGUAUGAUUUAUUUUGACAUUCUUAUUGAAUCAAUUAUGCCCCGUGUAAGUAAUUGUUUAAAAGAUAAUAGGUUUAUCAAAUAUAUUAUAUAAUAUCAAAGUUAACCUUUCAUCAAAAUAUAAUUAUUUAUUUUUAUAUGUAUACUUUUUUUAACAGUUAAUUUUUGAAGAAGAAAAACUUUGUAACAAUCAAAAAGACCGUCCCAAAUCAUUAAAUUUACAAACAAGUCGAGCAACUUUGAGCAAUGUUCGUAGUAAUGAACAUGGCAUGUCAAGAUCUGAUUUAGCUAAUUGUAUUAAUGGAUUGCAAUUCUCUUCUCUUUUCUAUUCUUCUGAAUAUCCAGCUAAAGAUGGCGAUUAUCAUCCAAUAACAGAAAAAUUAUUAAAUCAUGCUAAAGGUAAUAAUAUUUAUAUUUAAAAUAAAUUUGUAUGUAAACAUCUCUUAUUUAUUUAGUAAAAUUUUACUUUACCUUAAUUUUUUAAAGGAAUAUAUAAAACAAUCUACAUUUUAGAAAAGUUUAUACAGCAAACUUUUGAUUAUCUACACAAUUUGGUGGUGCAGAUAAGCAAAUCACGCAAAAAAUCCUGAAUAGGCUAAAAAAUAACACAAAAAUGCUUUUAACAUAUUUUAAUAUCAUUAAAAUAUUACAUUGAAUUUUCAAAAUAGUUGAUCAAUUUUUGAGCUUAUCAUAGAUACUGUAAUUUUGCGAGUUUAUUUUGUAGCUUUAAUUUGGUAGGUACUCCUGUGAAUAAAAUGUUAAACAGAAAUGCCUAAAAACUUGACAGAAGGGUUAUUAUAUAAGUUGUAUUUAAUGGUAAAACAAUAAAAUUGAGUAUAAUUUUGACGAACAUUGUAAAUAUUAUGGCCAGACAAAAUAUUUAUAGUCGAACUUGACUCUGAAUCGUUUUUUGUUAAUAAUGGUUUAUCAUUGUUGAUAAACAUAAUUUAAAUAACUUAAUGUAUCCCAUUUUCCCAACUACCCACUUAUAACAGUGGCCACAUCUGUUACCAGUAUCAGACCUUUUUACAUAUAUUUAUAUAUAUAUACUUGGCUUUCUUUAUUUUCGUUCUCACCUAACCCUAUUGCAACCCACAAUUUUACAACUUGUGUUUUGUGAAAUUUAGUAUUUCUGUUCAUAACUAAAUUAAUUUUGUGUAAUUACAUAUUGUACAAUUGUCUUUUGUUUCACAAAGUUGAAAAUAUUACGCUUUAAAUAGAUGGAACGUUUUAUAAUAUAUUUUAUUUGAAUAAGAGAAAUGUAUCACACACUAUAAUAACACACAUGUAUAAAACACUUCAAUUAAAUUAUUAAGUUUGAGUAACCUACAUAUUCAAAAAUAAUAAUCACAAAAAAAGAACACUUGUAGACUACUAUUUUAUGUGGGAAGAUAAGAUAAAGUAGUCAUUUUUUUAAAUCUUAUUAAUUUCGAAACUGAAAGAAAAGUUGUCAUUUUCUGUUAUUUUAAAAUUUUUUCCUAGUUCCUCAAGUCAUGUGACGUCCAGAAAAUCAAUAGUUUGAUAUCUUGUUCCUUAUUUAUAAGGGCUUCAAAGGAAAGUUGUUUUAUGUGUUUUGAAAUUUUUUCCCAACUUAAAUUCUCAAACAUAAAUAUUUUUAUUUAUUUUUUACUUCAACUUUUAAGAAAAUUAUAAUACUUUAUUUAUAUAUCCACUUUCAAUUAUAAAUUCUAUGUGUGUGUUUAUGAUUUAUUUAAAAGAAAAUGCAAGUUAAGUUGGAUGUUUUUGUUGAUUCAGGGAAUGAUAAUGUACGAGCAUAUCCAAAUAAUAUAAUAGUUUCUACAUUAGAAGAGUUCAUGGAAAAGCUUAGCCGAGAACUUUUAUGGAUUCAAGCUAAAGAUAUUUGGUAUGAUAAUUGGUAUCAUAAUUUAUAUAUUAAAGUAUUAUAAUCACAUAAUAUCCAAACAAAAUCACAAAGUUCAUGAACUGAUGUUGAAUGUCAUAUUUUCAUAAACACAUCACACAGCAUAUACAAACACCAUAUACAUUGUAUUUAGUGUAUUUUAUUUUAUUUUUUAUAAAUCUGUAGUUUUUUAGUAUAGAACUGGGUUAAAAAAGCACUCUACCGUUUAGGAAAACUAGAACCCAGAUACAAGAAGUAAGAAAAUUGAAGGGCACCCCACAAGGCCAUAUCUGAAGAAAAAUGUCUGGCAAAUUAGUUUAAUAAUUUAUUAGCACACUCAUAAUUUUAAAUUAAAUAUAAACACAUUGAUUUACUAUUGAAAAUAUUUCCUGGAUGGGAUCCAGCCCCCUGUAAUCUCCCAAAUAUAUCCUUGAUUUCCUAUCUUCUAUAUUUCUAUUUCUAAUUUUUCAACUUUGUAAGAAAUACACAACCUAUGCAAACAAAAUAACUUCUACUUAUUUAAGUGUUAGUAUAAUAUGUAUUUGUGAUAAUGAUGUUUUGUCUGUAGUUACAAUAGUUAAAUGAAAAAGGGGUUACUCAUUAGUCAUUAGUGAUACUUCCAAAGAGAGUACCUAACUAUAUUUCAUUAUUUGCAUAUAAAUACAUUUUAAAUUUUACACUGGUAAUGUUUUGGUUUUAUUAUGAUUUUGUUUUUUUUUUAUUUUAAGAACAACUUUUUUUUAACCAGAAAUCUGGCUUCAAUCAUUAGCAUUAGGGGUAUUUUAUUAUGGUAGUAAAUUUUGUUUAUUUGGUGUAUUGGGGAUUUUAUUUUUUGAUUUUCUUAAUAGUGAAGAAAAACCUUAAACAGAGAAAACAGGAAUUUUUACCUAACAUAUUAUAACACUUUUAUUUUUGUUCUAAUUCAGUAAAACAAUUGUAAAGAACUAGACAUCUAAAAUUUUCAAUGAGUAUUUUCUAAACAUGGUACAAUUUUCAAAACAUUCUGGUGUUUUUUUAAAUUUCGUACAGUUAAUUAAAAUUUUCAAGUUAUUUUUUUUUAUAAUUAUUAAUUAGAAUUAUAAUGAAUGAAUAAAAUCAAGAGCCUAAUAUUUAUAAUUAGAUUAAGUCCCAGACAGUGAUCAUAAUAUUGCAAUCUUAGAGAGUGUGAUCCUGGUAGUGUUCACUCGUAGUUCAGUUUUGGUAUUUGCACUGAGGGAUAAAACAAUAAAAACUUUUAAAACUGUUUGAUUGUCGUUAAACAUUUUUUGACUUACCACUAUUACCAUAACCUCAAAUUAUGAAUGUUUGUAUUGUUUAUAUACAAACUAUCACUAUGUUUUGUAUUUGCGUGUGCUGCAUAUCUUGUUUGUAUACUAUGUUAAUGCGUUUUUAGAUACUAAAAACAACUUAAAUUGACAAAGAACGAUAUUUUUUGUUUCUUUGAAUAAUAUAGCUUAUUAAAGAAUAUUCCAAAAAUAAUUGUAUGUCCCUAUACUUUUUGUACUUCAUCUAGAGCUAAAAUAAAUCAAAAAAUUAAAUCAUUAAUUUUUCGAUUUUUCUUGUAACUUAAAAUGCAUUUAUAUUUUGUUAAUAUUUUAUUUAUAUUAAUUUUUUUUAUUAUUUAAUAUUAAUAUAUUUUCAUCUGUAUAGGUGUGUAAGAUUGGACCCGGUUUGGGGGGAUUUUUAUGGUGCCAGAGCAGUUGGAUCUACACCAGUACCUUUUCUUGAAGCUUUUCCUUUAACUUUAUGGGUUCAACCGCCUACCUUCACACCAAAAUCUGAAGUAUUUAACAGAAGUUUAAAAUAUUGUGAUAUGACAGUAUUAUGUCAUGUUCCAAAUUUAGUUAGCAUACAAAUCAAUCAUUUUCAGUAUCUCUUUCUUUUACGUGUAGCUGAUGCAGUUGAUGAAGUAAGUAUUUUAUUGAUUUAUAAUAUUGAUUAAUUUAAAAUAAUGUAUACACAUUUAGCUGGCCACCUAUAUUGUUGCUGAUCAACAUAACAUAGUAGGGAACAAAAAGAGUGGAUCGUUCAUAUUUGCAGCGCUAUUUGCUCAAGUUGAAGUCACAUUUGUCACUAGUGCUCAAUUGGAUGUUAUGGGCAAAUCUGGUGGUUGCGAUGAUGUGAGCUCAAGUCUUGUAGCAGAUUCAUCUAGUAUAGCCACUCAAAGUGGCCAUAGCGCACAAUUGAGUAAUAUUAUUCAAACCACAUAUGAGGUAUAAUAAUAUUUUUUAACAGCUUAUAAUUGUAUAUUUUAUAAUAUUUUUAUUUUAUUUUUAUUCAGGAUGUUGGUUAUGUGUAUGAUAUGAGCCAGGCAUUUAGAAUACCAAUGGCCAUAUCAGAAGCUAAUGCCAAUUCUAAACGAAAAGAAUUCAUGUCACAAAAGUCAGCAUCUGUUAUAUAUGAUAAUGUUAAAGAAAUGUCUAAAAUUAAAAUGGCAGAAACAGUUACAACUGAUAUUAAUUUACCGUCUUUCAAAGGCAUGAAAAAACGAUGGUUUAAUUUUGGAACUUCAGUUGAUCAUACAGCAAAACAAAAUAUGGAUGAGUUUAAUGAUAAUGUUUCAGUUAGGUAAUUAUUUAUCUCUUAAUAAUUAUUAACAAAUAACUUAUAUAAUAGCUUUUAGCAAUUAUAGCUUAUAGAUUUUGACUAUUUGAUACCAGUAACUAAUAUCUAUUAACACAUUUUAGGUCUGAUAUGAGCUCAGAUAGUGAAAGUUUAAUGGAUUUGAGUUUAGACACAAAUGAUGGUGCUGAUGUAAUAUUUAAGUUUCCAUCAACUCACAUUCAAAAAGUUGGAUUUAUAAAAAAUGUUGAAUUAGCUUCUGAAGCAUUUGAUGAUAUUUGUGGGGGAGGGGAGUUAACACCACCAACCACAUCUAGUGAAAGGGAUUCAAUUAGAAGUUCUAUGAAACGAAAAGAUUUGGUAAAAACUAAUAUUACAGUAUUUUUUAUUUAAUAGUAUUUCAAAACUUUAAUUUUAUUUCAGAUUGCUAUCACUACAUUAAAAUUUGGACAUGUAGAAAUUUUACACCAAUCAGAAGGUCUCAAUUCAGUAGCUAAAGUACAAAUUACAAAUGUUAGCACAGAAGAGUGUCCUUAUAUACCAUGGGAUGAAUUUCAGGUAUCUUAUUGUAUUAUUUAAUGCAUUAUUUUUUUUUUUCUAACAUUUUUGUAUAUCUUUUAACUUUUUUUUCUUCAAAAUUGCUGCAUGUUGUUAUUAAUCAGGUUAAAACAGUAUAUUACUUCUUUAAAUCUAGUAAGUGAUCUGGGUCUUUAAUUUUUAAAAAUUACCAAAUUUUAUCACUAUAUGAAAACUUUAUAAAAAUAAUAGUAUAUUAAGUAUAUUGAUUUUAUAAAUAAAUACUCCUCGUCUUAUAAUAAUAUUAAGUUAGGUAAAAUAAAGUUUGGAAAAUAUUUUUAUUUAAACUAUUAUCAAUUAAUAACAAUUAAAUGCUAAAAAUUAUCCUAUAUAAAUAAAAAAAAUUUACUUGUGUAUCAACUUUAUUCAUAUUUUUUCUAAUCAAUAAAACAUACAAAUUCUAUUAAGACAAUUUUUAUACAUUGAACAUUCACUCUUUUUUUUUAUUAUUAUUAUUUUUUGUUUUUUUAAAGACUGAUUAUGAAUAUGUAACUAUAAUUGCAUGAUCAUUAUUGAGUUUAAUCUUCAUUUUGUUUUAAUUUUAUCAUUUUCCCUUGGAAUGCAAUGGUGUGCUUACACAAAUUAUUUGCUGUUCAUUUCACAGCAUACAAAGGUACUCAUAAUUACUAAUUUCUGGAUAAUUUGUUUUUUCGAUCUUUAGACUUAUCUCAUUAUUAUCAGCAAGCACUAAAUUUGACUAAUUUUUGUCUUUUAUUUAAUAUAAGAAAAUUGUAUAAAAGAUCGAAAAAACAAUAAUUAAUAUUGUAGCACACAUUAUUUUAGACUAGUUUUAUAGUAUUGAUGUCCUUUAGAUAUACAGGCGCAGCUAAAGCUCAUAUUUUUUAAAUUUUAAAACUAAUAUUCUCAAAUUAGUCUUAAAUUGUUAUAUAUAUAAAUUAUGAAUAAGUUAAUUUAAAUUUUCAUAAAUAACAGAGUUGCUCUCUGAGGAAAUUAGUUUUGUGAGUCAAAUGUUGUGAAACUUAUUUUAUAAUUAUUGCCGCAUAACAAUAAAACAAAUGUCAAAGUUUCAACUAUGUCAUUCAUUAAUGCCAAUUAACACAAAAUUGGUGUAUUUGGUAACUGAAUUUUUCUCCUAAUGAUAUCUAGGUUACACGUUUUAUUUAUAAAUUUAUAUUAAUUAAUGCUAAUCGUAAAUAAAAUAAAAAAUAAAACAAAAUUAUAAAAGAAUAAUAAUAAAUAUACCUAUGCAACCUGACAAUACAAAAAAUGUAUUUACAGAGGCUGUCAUAAUAUGAUUGACUGUAAAUAAUAUGGCCAUUCAAAAUAGCUCUAUUUUGUAGUAUAUAUAAUUUUAAACUUAAUUAAAAAUAAUCCAGACAUAGACUACGAAUUAGAAAUAUAAAAAAUAUAAUGAUUUUGCUAUUUUAUUAAAAUAUAUACUUGGAAUGCUUAUAGUUACCAGUACUCUGUCGUAGUUGCGCCUAACAUUAGUUUAACUAGUAGUCAUCAAAACUUUAAGUUAUAUUUAGAAAUUUUUUAUAUGAAUUAAUAUAUUUUAUUGACUAGGAUAAAUUUACAACCAGAACACGUGAUUGGAAUGAAGUUGAAAGUGUUGAAGGAUUACCACAGAUACCUAAGGUAAUGAUUCGAUUAGAACAUAAUAUAAUGCCAAAACGUGAUGAAAAACUAGUUCAUAUGGAAGAAUGGAAAAAUGAUAACCUUACUGCUAAAGUUAACAAUGUUUCUUUAUCAUUGAAUUCAAAUUCAAUUGCGAGUUUAGCAGAUUUUUUUGUUGAUGAACAACCAUCAAAAUCACUGCCAUUUGAGGUAUGAUUAAAUUAUUAAUUAUUAAUUUUUCAAAAUAAUAAAUGUCAUUAUUUGUAUUUAUACAGGCUACAGUUGAAAAUACAAUAAUUAAAUUAUGUAAUCCAACACAAAAUGAUGCUUUACAAGAUGAAACAAUUACAAAACCAACAGAUACUGAAAUUCGGCUUAGUAGAUUAAAAGUAAAACGUACUAAUGAUGGUUUAGUUUGUGUAGAACCAAUUAAAGAUAACUGUGAUAGCCUUGAUAGCAAUACUCAGUUAAUUCAAUUGACAUUGGAGUUAAAGAAAUGUUCAAUUGAAAAUGAAUACUUACAUAGAAAAUUGGGUACUCUUGAACGAUUAAAAGAAGAAAAUCAAGAAUUACGUAGGUUUCAAGAAGAAAAUAAAAGCUUAAGGUUAGUAUAUUUUUAUGAUUUUACAUUUUGAUAUACUUUUAAAUUAAUUAUUAUUUACAGAUUACUGUUAAGUGAAGCACAAGAUAAUAUAAGUAAAUUAUUAGGAGAGAAACAAAACCUGCUAGAUCAGGUACGCUUUUUGAAAGAGUCAAAAUCUAAUAUGAUAGUGACUUCAAAAAGAUAG